AUGGAUUCCUACAACGACCUCCUGAGCAUCGUAGUGGAUUUGGGUUUCGAAAACACCAAAAUUGGCUACGCGGGGGACGAAAACCCAACGAACAUAUUUAGCUCAAAUGUGGGGGUACCACUCGAUCUGGAGAUCAAAAUAAAAAACGAAAUUUAUAAGAAAUGUCUUUGCACCAAGGGAGAGUUUUACCAAUUCAACCUUAUCUACCCCCUGUGUUAUUUGGAGGCGCUGGAGGACACCAAAGUGAAGCCUUGUCUCUACCUGGACAGCAAGAACCACUUUGAUGUGAACGAAGAUGUGUUCGAAAAAAUCCUUUUUAUGAAUGUGAACGGGGGUCGGUGUGUUCACAAACUGUUGCAGGAGAGGGUUAAGGUGUUCAUAGGCAACAAGCUGCAGAAGCAGAGCGAUAUGGCCGGCGAGUUCGUCGAUAAGGGAGACGUAGCGGCGGGAGAAGCGGGAGAAGCGGGAGAAGGGGCAGAAGCGGAAGGAGGGGAAGAAGCGGAAGAAGGCAAAGAAGAACAACCGCAACCGCAACAGCAAUCAGAAGCACCAGAACGAUGGGGCGGCAAAGGCGCCGAGGGGCCCCCCCAAAGGGAAGACCCCAAGUCGAAGGAGCUAAAGACGCUGAAAAAGUGGGCGGAAGAAAACAACUACUUCGACAUCAACCUAGUCGAAAACAAACUGAUAGAUGUGAAUGGCAUAAGGAGCAUGAUAAAUAAUCACAACAAUGUUAGUUGUGGGCUAAAUGAAAAAAUGGAAAAAUUCCCAUACCUAUUCUCACUACCCAACAAAAGAAAUCAACAAAUAAAAAAAAAAAUAUCAGAACUUUUAUUCGAAAAAUAUAAAGUACCUGCCUUAUAUUUUAACUCCAAAUCGGUAUUAUCAGGAUUUGCCUACAACAAAAAUGUGUGUUCAGUAGUGGACAUAGGGUCUUGUUACACAGACUUCUCCCUAUGUAAUGAAGGAGGUAUAGAAGAUAAAAAUUACAAAAUUUACAAUAUAGGAGGUUCAACAAUAGAUUUUUUCCUAGAAGAACUGCUAGAAAAACAUAAUAAGGAAUACUGUAUCCCAUAUUACGAGUUUAUAUAAAUGAAUUUUAAUGAAAAUUUAAAUAUAUAUAUUUUGCCAGAUGGGCAAAAUAUUAACAUUACGAAAUUUAAUAAUAUAGCAUGUGAAAUAUUUUUUACUCCGUCUUUAUUAUAUAACACCAAGUUGAGUCAUCACCUGAGCAAUUUAUUUAUCAAAGGAGAUCAAUUCGAAGGAGUCUCCACCACUCUGUUUAAUAUGCUUAAUGGGAAUAAUGCAAAGGAGAAGGAAGAGUUGAGAUUUAUUAAAGAGUUCAACCAGUUGGACAUUCUUAACAACUCAAGUUUACCAAAUUUCCAGGUGCUCACUCAUGGGAAGUACGAUAAGCAGUAUUCUUCUUGGAAGGGUGGCAGUAUUCUUUCUUCCUUCAGAAAUUUCAACUCCUUUUUUGUUACGCGGCGGGAGUACGAGGAGUUCGGGAUCGACAUCGUCAACCGGAAGUGCUAG
Molecule: messenger RNA, 1533 nt
Organism: Plasmodium cynomolgi strain B
Lineage: Eukaryota; Apicomplexa; Aconoidasida; Haemosporida; Plasmodiidae
Product: actin-related protein
Exons: 4
Coding region: 1-1089 (362 amino acids)
Biological process (GO): regulation of transcription by RNA polymerase II
Cellular component (GO): NuA4 histone acetyltransferase complex; SWI/SNF complex
Molecular function (GO): chromatin binding
Source: RefSeq, a predicted model, not a curated record